UUAAACUGAAGUUAAAUUCUAAAGCAUAGUAUAAAACAUAGCGUUCGACCCUCACUGACGAAAACGCUGCGUUCGACGAUCUGAUGGUUUCCUGCUACCUGUAAGUUCUGUGGUAUCACUAUCGUCCUCUCUAAAAUCUGAUCAUUUUUUCUGUUUUUUUGGUCUGCGAGUGCGACGGCGAGUUCGGAAAAUACGAUCAAUCAGUCCGAUCGGAUUCCGAUUUCGAAAUUUGAAAUCCGGCGAAGCAGAAUAUCCCCGAGAAAUGCAAUUCUUCGGAGGAACGGAGAUAAGCCCGUCGCUGCCGGCGUCGACGGCUUCGGGGAACAACGGGCACAUGAUGUACGUAUUCAACCGUAACGGCGUCUGCCUCCUCUACCGCGAGUGGAAUCGGCCGCUCCACACCCUGAACCAGCAGCAGGAUCACAAGCUGAUGUUCGGGCUCCUCUUCUCCCUCAAGUCCCUCACCGCCAAGAUGGAUCCCACCACGCCUGACAAGGCCAACCUCGGUGUCCCUCAGCUCCCCGGGCAGGGCUGCUCCUUCCACAGCUUCCGCACCAAUACCUACAAGCUCACUUUCAUGGAGUCCCCUUCUGGCAUUAAGAUUAUAUUGGUUACACAUCCUAGAACUGGUGACUUGAGGGAGUCUCUGAAGUACAUUUACAACUUGUAUGUCGAGUAUGUUGUGAAGAACCCGCUCUACACUCCCGGUACUCCGAUCAGCUAACAAAUUUGUAAGAUUAAGGAUCCACAGGGCUACAAUUUCCUUUACCCGUCUCCACCAAUUGGCCGCUUGGUGGCCAUGGUAGAACCAGGCAAGCUAGAUCAACUCCAUCUCCGUCAGACUGCACGCCACCCCCCGCCCCCUUCCUGCGCAGGCACCACCUCAGGCACCAUCUCUUUCCCUUCCUCACCUCUCCUCCCAACCACAAAACACACCAUUAUCAGCGGGGAUAGAUCAUAGAUUGUCGCUGCACAAAAUGGUUGAGCUAAACUUCAUUUGGUGUUCCUUGCCGGUAUGACUGACUUUUUGCUAGCAAAUUACCAAGUUUUUCUUAUAGGUACCCCUAUUAUUUUGAGCAAAUUUUAUUUCUUGGUGAAGAUGAAAUGAUUGAAAUGGAAAAGAUUGAUUUAUGGACCAAAAUAAUUAUUCGCAACCGCAA
Malus domestica (apple) is the source of this 1160-nucleotide messenger RNA. RefSeq lists its product as uncharacterized. Gene Ontology annotation, biological process: endoplasmic reticulum to Golgi vesicle-mediated transport. Lineage: Eukaryota; Viridiplantae; Streptophyta; Magnoliopsida; Rosales; Rosaceae. The record is from RefSeq and is a predicted model, not a curated record. Gene Ontology annotation, cellular component: TRAPP complex.